This is a messenger RNA of Uloborus diversus, 1007 nucleotides long. RefSeq lists its product as uncharacterized. The record is from RefSeq and is a predicted model, not a curated record. Bases 390 to 1007 code for a protein of 205 amino acids. NCBI's taxonomy places the organism in Eukaryota, Metazoa, Arthropoda, Arachnida, Araneae, Uloboridae. The transcript has 4 exons.
AACUCUCACCCAUUGAAAAUUUAAGGUUGAACUGGCAGUCGAUAGUAGCUGUGCUGUUGAAUCUUCGUUGCGUGGUGUUCGGGAGUUUUGCUUAGCGAGACUAAAAAAGAACCAUGAAGCUAAUGUUGCUACUCAUACUGACUCUGGCUGCUUCCUAUGUUGAAGCAGCAUUCCUGUCCACAUUUGCAAUGGCAACUUUCUCGCUGAGCUUUGUAACUCCCGCCUAUUCCUUCUUUGGGAUGUUUCGCAGGCGAAGGCCUCCACCACCUGUUUUUAUAGAAGAGCCUUCUAUUCCACAAGGAUUCAAUCCUUCCUUUUCGCAACCUGGUGGUGGUUUUUUCACCAUCGGGCAUGGGUGGACAAGGUAACUGGGGCUCCCGGUUUCUAACAUGCCCAUGAACGGAUUUGCAGGACAAAAUAGAUUUCAGCCACAAAGCAACCAGUUUCCGACCCAGUUUUCAGAAUCUGAAAUAAAAGCUUUGCAACAGCAGUCUAUGAAACAAGUUUCGGAUCUCCAAUCUCUGCAGCAACAGUCCAUGCCAAACAUGCCUUCUCAAAACUCGAUGCAGAUGCCGCCAAAUACAUUCCCUAAUAUGGAAUCGUCAGAUUCAAUGCCUGAAGGGACAGAUGAUAUUCCUUCUGAUGGGACAGAUGACAUUCCUUCUGAUGGGGCAGAUGAUAUUCCUCCUGGUAUGAAUGCCGAAGAAGCAGAAAGUUUCUUCGUCUUGCUGGCAGAGACUGAUGAGAGCCAGUGCAUUUCCCGCUUAAUUUGUGAAAUGGGAGCUAAUCCGGAAAAUGGUGGAGAAUUCGGUAAAACUAUUGCUGACAUCAUUGGUUCUCUCACGAAUUUUCCUGCUGGUAGUAAAGUUUCUGAAUACAACGAAGUUUUAAAUGCUGGACGGAUGAGAGGAGGAUCGGCUUGUUUAUCCCGGUACGCAGCUUGCGAUGAAGAAUCAUUCCAGAUGGUGAAGAAAGCUCAACUAGAUGGCGACAGUGAUGAUAGCUAG